Molecule: messenger RNA, 5298 nt
Organism: Salvelinus fontinalis (brook trout)
Lineage: Eukaryota; Metazoa; Chordata; Actinopteri; Salmoniformes; Salmonidae
Product: major facilitator superfamily domain-containing protein 12-like
Exons: 10
Coding region: 2372-3832 (486 amino acids)
Biological process (GO): carbohydrate transport
Cellular component (GO): membrane
Molecular function (GO): symporter activity
Source: RefSeq, a predicted model, not a curated record
GUCGAUGUCUGACAUUCCCAGGGUGUGGUCCUAUGUAGAGGUCAUACUGUCUCCACCAAUGACUGUAUGGGUCUCCACCAUCACAACUACAGUCUAUCUCCUCUGCUAUGACAAUCAAGGGAUCUUUACAGUGGAGGUUAACUCUAUGUGCACUUUCUGGGAAAAAAAGGAAACAUUUUAAAGCUUGUGUAUUGCGAGCUAAGCAAUUCUAGUCAUUGAUGACGGCAGAUCAAAAUUAGUAGCAGCAAGCAAGCAUGUACGUAAAAAAAAAAAAAAAAGAUGACUGAAGUUUCCACCAGACGUAUUGGAUGCACAACAUUUUUUCUUUUGAAGUUCCUCGCUGCAUUAGUUACAUGCAUCUUUGCCUGAACAUUGUAAUGGUCUAUGUUUGUCAUGGCCUAACAACAACAUGCUCUGUCAUCUCUACAGUACAUACAGUUGUCCCAAAUGGUUUUGAUCAGAGAUGACUGCAGUGUGGGGUCGUGCAUAUAUAUAUAUUAGUUCACAAGCAAAGCCCCCUUAAUUUUUUUAUUACUGUAGAUUUACACAUUGUACAAAACAUUAGGAACACCUGCUCUGUCCAUGACAUAGACUGACCAUGUGAAAGCUAUGAUCCUUUAUUGAUGUCACUUGUUAAAUCCACUUCAAUCAGUAGAUGAAGGGGAGGAGACCAGUUAGAGAAGGAUUUUUAAGCCUUGAGACGUGGAUUGUGUAUGUGUGCCAUUCAGAGAGCAAUGGGCAAGACAAAAUAUUUAUUUAAGUCCUUUUGAACGGGGUAUGGAAGUAGGUGCCAGGCACACCGGUUUGAAUAUGUCAAGAACUGCAACGCUGCUAGAUUUUUCAUCCUCAACCGUUUCCCGUGUGUAUCAAGAAUAGCCCACCACCCAAAGAACAUCCAGCCAACUUGACACAACUGUGCGAAGCAUUGGAGUCAACAUUAGACAGUAUCCCUGUGGAAUGCUUUCGACACCUUGUAGAGACCAUACCCUGACGAAUUGAGGCUGUUCUGAGGGGAGGGGGGGGGGGGUGCACUCAAUAUUAGUUCCUAAUGUUUUGUACACUUAGUGUAUAUUCCCUGUUACAAAAGACUGCUUUAUCACGUCGCCCUUUUAAGUAACAUACUGUAUGCUGGUGUCAUUGUGGUUAUGAGUCAAGGCCAUGUGACCAAGAAUGUAUUGUAAUGAGAUCAGUCAAAGAUGUUAGCUUUUUCUGGAAAAGUCGACAUGAGGGCAUUGGGUUAGGGUUGCUAAAAAAACUGACAAUAUCAAUAGCAGCUAUGUGUGAACAUUUUCAUAAACGUCUCAAACUGAAAAGAGCAAUAUAGAUGUAAUUGAAAAUGUGUUUCACUAGACUCUAAAUGAAUGGAGCUAAAUUAGGUGGUUAAUUCAUUGGGUUAAAUUGAGAUGUUUCAUGUAGUAGAACUGUCUCCAACGUUGUUUUCCCAUGAUCAUUUUUAUCAUAAAUCUAUUUGAUUUCCACUAUGUGCUGUCUGCUAUCGAGGGAGGUGGUAGAACUCUUUUCCACUUCUUUUCCUCCUAAUUUAACCCCUGGCUAUACUGUGACUGCUUUGGUUAUACAAUAUUCAACAGUGACACAAUAUUCAAUACAACAGAAUGAAUAUGAGUUUCACCAAUACAAGAAGCAUUCAUGUCAUGAUCAUUCUGAUUCUUAACGGGCCAAUCUCCAUUGGGAUUAUGUGGUUUGAGCUCUGGUGCACCACUUGUCACUAGGUUUUACUCAAAUAACCCACAAAUGCAUAGGACUUUUGCAAUAUGAAAAUAUCACAGAUUGUAAUCACAUGAUGCUGUUGAUCAACCUGUAUGACAGUCUGUUUUCUGCAUGUUAUUUGAGCUAUUUCAGUGAAGUGAGAGGGAAGUGAAACACUGUAUGUAGGAGGCUCAGCCUGUUCAAGGCUAGAUUACAUUGAGUAGUCUGCACUUGGAUGAUAUUGGUUUCUACAGGACUGGAAAUGCAAAUUGGAGAACCAUGUCAAAUUCAUGGGUUUCGUUUUAACAUGCGGCAUUGAAGACAUGAGCACUCUAAACAUAAUUUUGCCAGUGGAUAGUCUCUGGGACAAGUCUCUGGGAGUCUCUGGCCUGUGGGUGUAGGUUGAGACUCAGCCUGCGUAAAGUGUCUUUUGUUUUAGGACCUAGUUUGACCUAAUCCUAUGUUAAAUCGUUUCAGCUGAUCAAGCAGGGAAACAGUUUGAUGUAAUCCUAAUUUGGCUGGUUUCAGUUUUCUAGCAAUAUUGUUGAGCGUUUUUGGAGUUGCCUUGCGCAAUUAAGAAGUGUAUCCUUAGCUCGUUUUUGGGGAUAUGAAAGGAACUUAUUUUUUUAUCACUGAUAUUGAAGUGAAAUAGUUGGUAACAGUUAUGUCUGACCAGUUGCUCUCUAAUGAGCGGUCUUUACCCCUCUUCAUGCGGUUGUGUUACGCAGCUGGUCACUUUAUGAACGACCUCUGCGCGUCAUUAUGGUUUACCUACCUAUUAGUCUACUACCAUUCCGUGCUUGGGUUCAAGAGCACAUAUGCAGGUGUAUUGCUGUUUAUAGGUCAAAUAGCGGACGGUGUCUCCACGCCCCUUGUCGGUAUCGAGUCGGAUCGAACAGCUGGAUGUGGAGCAUAUGGCAAAAGAAAAACUUGGCAUUUAGUCGGCACUAUCAGCGUACUUAUCUCCUUUCCCUUCAUAUUUAACCCGUGUCUGGGAUGUGGUGACAACACUCCACAGUGGGUGUGGCUCACCUAUUUCACCCCCUUCAUCAUCAUCUUCCAGUUUGGCUGGGCCGCCACCCAGAUCUCCCACCUGUCACUCAUCCCAGAGCUGGUGUCCAGUGAGCAUGCCAAGGUGGAGCUCACUGCCUACAGGUAUGCGUUCACGGUGGUGGCCAAUAUUACAGUCUAUGCUGUGGCCUUGUUACUCUUUCACUUCCAGGCCCAGCAGACUGGAGAUCCCUCUGUCACUGACAGCUUGGGCAUUGUUGACAUCCCCAUAUUCAGGGAUCUGUCCCUCAUUGUGCUGGGGAUCGGGGCAGUGUUUUCUUUCGUCUUCCACCUGGGCACCCGAGAGAGGGUUCCUCACAGGGAAGAGCCAGGCUCGCAGAAUGAUGAGAGUCAACCCCUGAUCUCCCCAACUUCCCAUAACACUAUACCCCAAUCUCUCCUCCAAUGGAAUCAUUGGCUGAAGGAGCCUUCAUUUUACCAGGUUGCUUGUCUGUACAUGAGCACCAGGUUGAUAGUCAACUUGUCCCAGACCUACGUUUCCAUGUAUCUCAUCAACUCCUUAUUGCUACCAAAGAACUUCAUUGCCACCGUUCCUUUAGUGAUGUAUGUCAGUGGGUUUGUGUGCUCUCUGGUCAUGAAGCCAAUCAGCAAGCUUGUAGGCAUUAGUAUGACUUAUUUGCUAGGCCUUGUGCUGAUCCUGGGGUUUUCCUCCUGGGUGUUGGUGGGCAUGAACAUAGGGAGGCUGAUCUAUGGAGCUGCUGUACUGCUGGGUGCAGGCUCUGCCACCAUCCUGGUCAUGUCGCUCUCCAUGACGGCCAAACUGAUUGGAGAACAGACGCAAAGUGGGGCCUUUGUGUACGGGGCGAUGAGCUUCACAGAUAAGGUGGCCAAUGGCAUUGGUGUCAUCAUAAUCCAGAGACUGCAUCCCUGCAAUUCACAAGACAGCUGUCCAGAAAGUGUGUGGUUCUAUCGAGAUGUCAUGGUGAUUGUGACCGGGGGUGUGGCCUUAGCAGCAGCAUUUUCCCUAUGCACCCUCCUCAUCUGGCCUAUUAGGAUUCGCCAACGUUUACCCAGUACUUCUGUCCAGAUGGAGGCAGAAGACAACAGAGAAUGAGGCUACACAGGAAUCAAGUGAAGAACAGAGAUUCAUUACACUGAUUAAUCUGUGGGGAAAACAUUGUGCCGGUUUACAGGACAAAGACCAGGAGAUUUUCAGUAUACCCAUUGGAAAUAAAACAGAAACUCUACAGCAAGACUAACACCACCAUAUCUAUCUAUACCUUUUAACCAAUUUAGAUGUAAUGCAUUUAUGGGGAAUUUAUGGAGGGAAAUAAUUUUUACAAUGUUUAUUUAACUAGGCAAGUCAGUAAAGAACAAAUUCUUAUUUACAAUGAUGGGUACCAAUAAAUGGGUACAAUAUUCUACUUUAUAAUAAUACUGUGUACUGUAGGCCUACUUACAUGUCAAUGUUUUACACUUAAAAGGGAAUCACUUUUUUCUCACUUUUUCUUCCAUAGAUGUUCUGAAAUAAUACUUGUGUAGUGACUGUCUCCAUUAUUUCCUUCAGAUUUUCAAUGUACAGAUUUUGAAAUUGUCAGUCACGCAGAGAUGUAAACUGUAUUUGUAUGAUUCUUUUCAUAUUUAAAAUGUUAAUGUCUUGUUUCCUUUAAGAUUUUGAGAGCUUUUGGACACAUUUGCCUGAUGCAUGGUGGAAAAAAUGACCACAAUGCCUAGUUUCUGAUGAAGAUGAGUUAUCUCAGAGGAAAAAACAUUUACAUCUCACUCACAUCUUCACUGAGAGAGAUGAGACAAUCAUCAGUACAGUUGCAUACUAUUUUCCACAGGUGGGCUCCCUGGGUAGCAAUCGCAAUUGACCACGUUGCAGGUUGGAUUUAUGUGGUUGUUAAGGUUGAAUUUAAUGUUGUGAGUAACACAUUGUAACCAUUUGGUGAGUACAGUCAGUUGAGUCCUAGGUUAUGAAAUAUAAUCAAGAGAAGCAAAGAGAGAAAAGGUCCUUUCAUUAUUCUCUGUGAGAUGGGCUUGUUGCUCAGCCUACAGCCAUCUAACUGAUUCCCCAAAGCACUGUUUAGAGAUGCGGUCUUGGGUAAUUUGGAGGGCGGGCGUCAUCACUGCUUGUUAGUUGAACCACUAAUUGGAGUCUGUGCUGGCAAUUGGUGGGGGGCGGGAGUGGUGGUACACUGUGAGUGGUCCCCUCAGGGGCUAUAGAUUUGGAACAGUGUUGUACAGAAAGCACACCAUCAUCAGAGGCUUAUUCAGGACUGACACCCUUCUUUGUUUUCAAAAGUCCAUAUGACAAAUGCAUUUUUUAGAUUACAUUUUUGUUGCCCCAUUUAAAUGUUAUCAUACUGUAUAUCAAGAUAGUCUACACGCCAUUCUACACCACUAGUUGCUUCAUCAGUUGUGUCUUGGAAAAUGAACCACCUCCUACCAAGAAGGAACAUAUCACAUGGUCAUUUACUUGUCAACUGUAGGCCAACUUGUCAACUACAGCUAUCAUGCUUCCUUCAGGAGGAAUAUUUAAUCAGUGGAUAAAUCCCAUUAAAUCUGAGCUCUUUCUCA